CGUCAUAUCCGUGGAUGUGACGCACAGCAAAAAUCUCCAUAAAUUUGUGCGAAUGGAGUUGUUGGUCACCAAUUACAAUCAUGGUCUCGCUUAACAGAGGUAACCGAGUAUUAAAACUUGACGGCUGUUUAGGGUAUAGUGAUAAUCGACUCACCUUCCGUGCCCUUGUAGAAGAGGAGGAAGAACAUUACGAAGUAAAUUUCUACUUUCGAGAUUCACCAACUUUAAACAAUAAAAACUGCUACUUUGCAGCAUGGAAAUUUGCGAAGAAGAAUCCACAUCCAUAUUUGGUCCCAACGAUAAAAAUUUGCGAGAAAAAAUUGGAAUUGGACAAGCUCGAGGCUCUGAUUGCCCUUGAUCCUGCUCUGCAGGGAAUGCGUAAUGCCAUAUUAGGCUGGAACUUAAAGCAUGUACUCUCCAUACAAAUUCCUCUGUAUGGAUCUAGCGUGCAAUGUUGGCUUCAAGAAAAACGUCGCGAGGAGGAGCAUAAUUUGGACGAUGAAGUAACUAAGGCCUUGCAAGUGAAAAUUGUGAAAGGAGUUAUCGUCGGAUUAAUCUUUCUCCACAAUAAUGGAAUUGUCCAUGGCUCACUUCGCCCAGAAAACGUUAUAUUUUCUCGAUACGAAUACAGGCCACCGGUGAAGCUUGGGAGCUACGAAUUUAGAGACAAGAAUAAUCCCGUAGAUGGCAUGAAGAUCGAUAAGACAAUGUUGGGAUACCUUUUAUGGGAAGUUACCGGGCUAAUUACCUUCAAUGAGGAGCUGUACGGGCGAGUGGCAAUAGAUGGGGACCACGACUUGGUGCGAGAACAUGUAUGGCUCCCAAAUAUGAAGCAAACUAUUAUUUCCUUGUUGGAGAGACCUGAAUUAGUCGAUUUAGUUGAGAUUGAGAAGGACGUGCCAUCUCGGUUAACAAUGGUUGCAAGUAAUGAGGAAGAGUUGUUAAAUUUGGGAGAUAUUUUAGAGCAAGGAGAUACAAUAAAUACAAAGGCUAUUACAAAUGAGCUGAUUAAAGAAAAUGGAGAAAGGAGGAAUGAUGUAACAAAAAUCGUAUUAACUUCGGCCAACUUACACAUGUCGACUACAACGAAUCAGAAAUCCGUGUUUCAAAAGAUGGAGUCUAGAAUUUUUCCAGGAUUGAAGGAACCGAACCCCCAAAAGUUGUUGAAAGCGCUUGGUAUUAUAAUGGAGGCGGACUGUUUCAAAGACAGAGUAUGGGUUCUCUUCUCUUAUGGGACCUUCAUAACUUUAGAUAAGACAGAUGUGGAGGGCUGUACAGAAGAUGAGAUUAUGGGCAGAGCGAGAAAUGUGAUGCAAAAGCAUGGACCAGUGUUCAUAGCUACGCCUUCAGCAGACUAUGGAGUCAUCCGACUUCCUAAAACAUUUCAUGAUCAGGUCGUUUGGUUGGCUUAUUAUAUUUUUGGCAGAGAAAUUUGCACCAUUAUUUUUGCGGGGAGCCUUGACGAAGAGAAUGAAAUGGCUAUUGGACUUAUGGGGCGACAAUGCCGACAAGAAGAUGCGGAGAAAUUGGGAAUUAUUGGUAAUUCUUGGUCGGCUUAGAAUAAAUAAAUAAAUACUUACUGAAGCAGUAAAAUAUCCAGAUA
Molecule: messenger RNA, 1603 nt
Organism: Folsomia candida
Lineage: Eukaryota; Metazoa; Arthropoda; Collembola; Entomobryomorpha; Isotomidae
Exons: 2
Coding region: 81-1559 (492 amino acids)
Biological process (GO): protein phosphorylation
Molecular function (GO): protein kinase activity; ATP binding
Source: RefSeq, a predicted model, not a curated record